Acanthocheilonema viteae is the source of this 1752-nucleotide messenger RNA. NCBI's taxonomy places the organism in Eukaryota, Metazoa, Nematoda, Chromadorea, Rhabditida, Onchocercidae. The record is from the annotation of a GenBank genome assembly.
AUGAAAAGUGUGUCACAAUCGGCAUCCAAAGCAGUCAUUUCUUAUAUUCAUAAACUCAUCCAGACUAAUAAAUUUUCUCACCUGAUUGCGCUUAUUUAUGACAGCAUUUUGGAAAAUUCCAGCAAACCAUUCUUGAAUAAAGCACAAGUUGAAAUUGUCCUUUCAUUGCUCUGCUUACCGAAUCAACAAGUUCCAAACAUUGUAAAUUAUACUGAUCUUUGCUUAUUGCUUAAGGAUGCUUACGAUGAAAAAUUUGGAAAAAUGUCAAAUAAAAAUGACGAAAGUUUUUCAAAAUCUGAUGACAGUUGGGAUGAAGAAAAUUUAGAAGAAAUGGAAGUUCUCGCAACAUUGAAUUCAUUUCGUAAUAAAACUCAUACUCAAUGUCCGGAUAUUUUCAAUUUUAUUCGACAAGAAAAUUUAAUUCGCACAGUAAUGAGGCAAGCAUGGCGAUUGCAAAGGUUAAAAAGAGAUUUGCAUGAAAUUGAACAAAGGAUGAAUUAUUUGGUAGCUCAUUUUAUUGGUGAAAAGUAUUGUGCAUUUCGAAAUGGUGAAUAUUCGGAAUGUGAUUCAGGUUGUCAUACGGAUCGAAGCAGUUCGUCAAAUAAUUCAAUAACAAAAUUAUUUACAACAAGGAGAGAUGAAAUAAAUGAAUUGCAAGCAACCGGUCAAAAUUUUUUAACAAUGGAUGAUAAUCAGCGAUACAUCGGGAUUAAUUCAUAUCAGAAAGUUGCGAAAUCUUUGAAUGAAUUGAAAAAAUUAUCAUCCAAUGGAAACAUUUACAUCAACAAGCGAUCCACUUCUUCCACAUCUAUAGGCCGUAAAAGUGCGGGUGGUCAACAUUUAUGUGACGGUGUUGAGAACGGUGGAAUGUAUAAACCUGAUCAGUACAGGGAUAGCAUAUCCUGGCAAUCGUAUCGAGCCGUUCCUUCACUAUGCUCAGUGGAACAAAGAAGUUGGGAAAAAACAGAACCAAUUUCGAAAGCUUGGUUACGCUAUACUAUAUAUACCUGUAAUAUUGUGAUAGUGGUUGCUGGCACGGCAUCGUUAGCUAUGGGAGCAUGGCUUCGUACUGAUUCACGAUUUCGGGAUUUCCUGUCUCAACGGUACAGGAAUGUUGUUGAGGAAGCAUUUUGGCAGGCUCCAACUUUGUACGUUUUCUCCUACAUUUUGAUUGUCAUUGGAAUGUGCAUGGUGCUUAUUAGUGUAGUUGGUUGCUGCGCCGCAUCUACCGAUUCUCGAAUACUUCUCUUAAUAUAUGCUGUAGCUAUUGAUGUUGAAGUAUCGGAUGCGUUAACAUAUAUGGUCCAAAAUUAUUAUCAAGGAGCAGGAAUUGUUCAGGAAAGCCUAGAUAGAUUGCAACAAGCAUUCCGAUGCUGUGGUAACGCGGGCUGUAGUGACUUCCGGUUUCUACAUCAAGAUACUCCGCGUUCGUGUGAUAUCAGGUGUGAUGGUUGUCAUUAUCGUAUAAUGGUUGCAUUGCGCAUGGGUUUUUCAAUUGCAUUCGUUAUUUUUGCCAUCGUUGUUGUAGCCGAGCUUAUCGCAAGCAUAUCUGCAAUGAUCCUCAUAAUGAAACCAAGAAAUUCAACGGGAGUUUGGUUGGAUAAAAUGGGGUCCCGCAGAAGUCAUUACGGGAACAAGUAUUACUGGCGUGGAUCUGAUCAGUAUGUAGAUUUGAAUUCGCUGCGAAGUGAAGAUUGUCCCGUACCUGAUCACCAUCAUUCUGAACAUAUCGCUCCAUAUCAAAAAUACUAA